AUGGCGAUAGAUGUUUUAAUCGACUGCGAUCCGGGCAUUGACGACUCUGUCGCCAUCCUUUACGCGUUGUCCUCGCCGAAUAUCAAGAUACAUGCUAUCACAACAGUUUCCGGCAACUUACAGGCAGCAGCCUGCGCACAAAAUGCCCUAAAAAUCCUGACCCUGUAUGGUGGAGAAGAAGCCGCAAGUAUUCCUGUUGCAAAAGGAACACAGACACCGCUGGUUAGGCCAUACCCCAAGGACCCCUUCUCGCAUGGUGCCGAUGGGCUUGGUGAGCUCGGCAUCCCUGCGUCGGCGUUGACCGAAGACCGGCGAUAUGCCCCGGAUCUUAUCGUCGAAACGGCAGACCAAGUUCUACAAACAUCCGGAGGGUCACGCAAACUCACUAUUCUAUGUCUCGGCCCAUUGACCAACCUUGCCCUGGCGGUAAUGAAAGAUCCGCUUCUGCCAUCCAAGAUCGAUCGUGUUAUUUGCAUCGCUGGCUCUUUCGGUUUCCACACAACGGGCACAGUUCGCAGCACCGGCGACAACCCUGUUUCCGAGUGGAACGUUUAUGUCGACCCAGAAGCUGCAGAAAUUGCCUUCAAUUCUGGUUUCAAUCUUUUCGCUCUAGGUCUUGAUGUUGCAACUAGACCAGAUGUUGAAUUCAGUCCCGAGCAUCUAGAGAAGCUUAAGCGGUCGAAAAUUGCAGGAAAUGCUGCUGCUCACUUUCUUCUGGGAGUGAUGGAUUGGGGUCAUAGCCUGAAAUUCGAUACAUGGUGCACUACAAUUGACUCUACCGCAGUUGCCGUAGCACUCGAUCCCAGUAUUGUCACAUUUCAGGAGAUUCGAGUGGCCGUAGAGACCUCUAGCAAGUUGUGCCUUGGACAGACUGUGGUAGACCGGAGGGAGAAGUUUUUGUGGACACAUUUGCCCAUCAUACGAGCUGCUUCCGACAUCAAUGCCAAAAAGUUCCUAGACUCUUUGGUUGGCACAAUAUGCUCAGACAGGUCUACGACCUAG
This is a messenger RNA of Phaeoacremonium minimum UCRPA7, 1002 nucleotides long. RefSeq names its product putative purine nucleosidase protein. Gene Ontology annotation, molecular function: purine nucleosidase activity. Gene Ontology annotation, biological process: purine nucleoside catabolic process. Gene Ontology annotation, cellular component: cytosol. The record is from RefSeq and is a predicted model, not a curated record. Lineage: Eukaryota; Fungi; Ascomycota; Sordariomycetes; Togniniales; Togniniaceae. Bases 1 to 1002 code for a protein of 333 amino acids. The transcript has a single exon.